AUAGUUUGGAUAAAUUAAACUACCAUGAAAUUGAAAUUGAUUUGAUGUUAAUCCCUCUCAUUGAGGCAUUUUUACAAACACUUGAUAGACAAUAUUAAUAGGCAUUUUUACCACUGCUCACGACGGCUUGAUAUGAACUGUGCUACCCUCAUCACCGUCGCCCACUACCAGAAAAUAAAAGAUACAAGCUUGUUGUCAUCGUGGGUGCUACAAGCUGCAAGAAGUCCUACCUUUCCCUUGGCUUGGCCGCUGUCUACUUUGCUUACUCUCAAGUCAUCAACUCAAAAAAUCCAAGUUUAUGGAGAUCUCGAUAUCACCACCAAUAAAUUACCUUUCCAUUAGUGACUUGGCAUCCCCACCACUUUUGAAUGUGAUCAUUGGAGCUUCUUCAAAGAGCAGAGGAAGAUGGAGAGAAUGAGCAGGGAAUUUGAAAUUCACUGUCAAAUUCAUAGAAAGAACAGAAGCAGUUGGGCAAAGAAGCAAUUCUUAGUGGGUUUUCAUUUGUUUGGCUGGAAAAUGGUAUAGUUUGGGUGUUUGGAUGCUGAGAAAAUGCUUUGAAUUUGGGUGUUUGGAUGCUGAGAAAAUGCUUUGAAUUUGUUUGGUUGGCGAGAUUGGUUAUUGAGAAACUGUCAUUUUCGUUUAAAAAAGAAAAUUUGAUGAG
Messenger RNA from Rubroshorea leprosula, 661 nucleotides. Lineage: Eukaryota; Viridiplantae; Streptophyta; Magnoliopsida; Malvales; Dipterocarpaceae. The record is from the annotation of a GenBank genome assembly.